GCGCAGGCGCACUGGCGGGCCGGACGAUGGCGGCGGAGCAGGGGGAGGCCCGGGCGGGGCCAACGGUGUCCCGGUGCUCCCCGGCGGCGCGGGCCCCGCCGAGCUGAGGCCCGGCCCGGCGGGCAUGGCGGAGGAGCGGGCCGCGGGGCCGUGCCCGUGCCCGUGGGGCGGGGGCGUGAGCCUGGCGGCCCGCGGGGGCCUGCUGUUCGCGGUGGGCGCCGCGCUGGCCCUGGUCCUCAACCUGCUGCAGGUGCAGCGUCACGUCACCCUGUUCCCGCCGGACGUGCUGGCCGGCGCCCUGGGGUCCGCCUGGUGGGUGCCCCCCUGCUGCGGGACCGCCGCCGCCGUCAUCGGGCUGCUGUACCCGUGCAUCGAUCGUCACCUGGGUGAGCCUCACCAGUUCAAGCGGGAGUGGUCCAGCGUCAUCCGCUGCGUCGCCGUCUUCGUGGGCAUCAACCACGCCAGCGCUAAAGUGGAUUUCGCCAACAACCUGCAGCUGUCGCUGACCCUGGCCGCCCUCUCGGUGGGACUGUGGUGGACGUUCGACCGGUCCCGCAGCGGCCUGGGCCUGGGCCUGGGCAUCGCCGUCCUGGGCACCCUGGGCACCCAGCUCCUCGUCCACAACGGCGUCUACCAGUACUCCUCGCCCGACUUCCUCUACGUCCGGUCCUGGCUCCCCUCCAUCUUCUUCGCCGGCGGCGUCACCGUGGGGAACAUUGGCCGCCAGCUGGCCAUGUACGAAUGCAGAGUGACGGCGGAAAAGGCCCACCCGGAGUGAGGCCGCCACGACGGCGGCGGCGGCGGCGCAGGCCGGGCGCUCCAGGGACCCUCCGCGUGGGACGGAGAGCACGGCGGGAACCCCGAUCUCCUUUUUAACCCAGGCGGCCCCGGGCUCGCCCAGAGGGCGGAAGCGGCGGAUCCUCGCACCCGGAGCCCACCGCCGCGCCGUCGGACUCAGAGACCCCCAGGCUCGGCCACCACCCGAUGGCGCGGGGCCCGAGGGAGGCGACGGCCACCGCCCCCUCCGCCCCACGCUUUGCCACGCUUGGAAUAAUAAUAUAAGAACAACAACAAUCA
Messenger RNA from Tachyglossus aculeatus (Australian echidna), 1077 nucleotides. RefSeq names its product insulin induced gene 2 (gene INSIG2). Gene Ontology annotation, biological process: cellular response to insulin stimulus; cholesterol biosynthetic process; SREBP signaling pathway. The coding region runs from base 125 to 778 and encodes 217 amino acids. The transcript is spliced from 6 exons. The record is from RefSeq and is a predicted model, not a curated record. Lineage: Eukaryota; Metazoa; Chordata; Mammalia; Monotremata; Tachyglossidae. Gene Ontology annotation, cellular component: endoplasmic reticulum; SREBP-SCAP-Insig complex.